CAAACCCUAGCCCUCUUUUCCUCCCCUCUGGCCGCCGCAACCUUUCCGUUCUCCCCAUCUUUUUCCCCUUUGAUGUCACAGGCCGCCGUCGCGCCGGUCGUCCCUGAUCCCAUAUGAAGCCAUCUCUAGCUCCGCCGUGCGACACUGAUUUUCCUAGGCACACGCGCGCAACGAUUCGAGCAAGGAAUCGUCGACUUCAUCGUCUUCUUCAUCUCUGGGUGCCACGCUCCGGCAAAGUUUCUGGCUGCUACAGUCAUCUUCCGGCGCCAUGGACACUGCCCUCGACUUCCUGGUCGCAACCAUGUCCGUCGUCUACAUCUUCGACCAUGUCCGCGCGCACGCCAAGGACUCCAAGCACGUCUGCUUCCUGGUCUGGCCUCCUGGCAUUUGCUUCUUCCCGGAUAGGAUUGCGAAGUGGUGUUGUGAGAUACGACAAGUUCUCCGGAUGUUUCUCGGCAAGCUUUAACAGGUAUGAAGAUAUGUUUGAUGAAGACAACGUUAGCAAGGUUACCCUUCCGGCUUGGCCUGGGCAGGGUUAUGGACGCCACUGGUUAUCUUCAGGACUCUUAGUCCAAAUUUGUAUCUUGUCCGUACUCGGAUGUAUUUGAUCUUCUGUAUGAUUUGGAUCUUUGUAUGUAUCUAUUUGUAUUCUUGACUCGUUGGAGUCGUUGUUGUAAUAUAUGUUUAUUGUGGGCUCUAUUGUAA
This is a messenger RNA of Lolium perenne, 705 nucleotides long. The record is from RefSeq and is a predicted model, not a curated record. Lineage: Eukaryota; Viridiplantae; Streptophyta; Magnoliopsida; Poales; Poaceae.